AUGCCGCCGGAGCGCGCCGUGAAUGAGGAGGAGACAGAGCUUCUGACCAAGGGCGAGAGGUCAACGCGCACCUCGGAGGACGGCUCCGAAGCCUCGAUAUCUUCGAUUUCGACAACAUCGCUAAUCCUCGAGCAUAUCAAUGACCCAUCGCUCACCGGCACAUUGCGUUCGAACCUAGGAGAGAAGUACAGGGACGAUCGAGAUGAGCCUGACCAGGCACGCGAGCGGUUCGACGUGGAGGAAGGACGGUAUCAGGGCCCUACUACGGUAGACAAGAAGACACGGCGGUGGUUAUGGAUUAUUGGCACAAUCUGCGUUGUAGGGUGGGCCCUUGCGCUGGUCUCUUUCUUGAUGAAGGGGACCUACAAGCCUGCGUCCAGUCGUCCGCACGAUCCUCUUGCCAGCUCUACCAAGGGUUCUGCAAAGAAGAUCUCUAUGGAUCAAGUGCUUGGUGGCCAGUUCUGGCCGCAGCAACAGAGUGUAUCAUGGAUAGCAGGACCAAAUGGAGAGGACGGCCUGCUGCUUGAGAAAGGCGUAGCGAAUAAGGAUUACCUAAUUGUCGAGGAUAUCAGGAGCAAGGACAAGGCUAGGGCGUCUGGCAAGACAACAUUGAUGAAGAAGAGCGGCUUCGACGUUAAUGGAACAUAUGUCAUGCCCAACAAUGUCUGGCCGAGCAAGGACUUCAAGAAAGUUUUGGUACUCUCAAAUGAGGAGAAGAACUGGAGACACUCGUACACGGGCCUAUACUGGAUAUUCGACGUGGAGACACAGACUGCCGAGCCUCUCGAUCCAGAGAACCCAGGCAGUAGGGUUCAACUAGCGUCCAUGUCACCACAGUCAGAUGCAGUCGUCUUCACUAGAGGCAAUAACAUGUUCUUACGGAAGCUCGGGUCGACACAAGUUGUGCAGAUCACACAAGAUGGUGGUUCUGAGCUGUUCUACGGCGUACCGGAUUGGGUAUAUGAGGAAGAAGUCUUCCAAGGAAACAGUGCAACAUGGUGGUCCGAAGACGGCAAAUACAUUGCUUUCCUACGGACUGACGAAUCUACGGUCCCAACAUACCCGGUGCAGUACUUUCUCUCGCGGCCAAGCGGGGAGAAGCCCAAGGCCGGAGAGGAAAAUUACCCAGAAGUUCGCGACAUCAAGUAUCCCAAGGCUGGGGCACCUAACCCCAUCGUAUCGCUAGAGUUUUAUGAUGUGGGAAAAGGCGAAGUGUUCAGCGUCAAGAUCGAAAAUGAUUACCCCGAUAAUGAUCGUCUCAUCACUGAGAUUGUCUGGGCUGGCAAGACAAAGCAAGUACUCGUAAGGGAGAGCAACCGAGAAAGCGACACCUUGAAGCUCGUUCUCAUAGAUGUAGACAAGCGCUCCGGCAAAACUGUCAGGGCUGAAAAUGUGGCAGAACUCGACGGAGGCUGGUUCGAGGUCUCGCAGAAAACGACUUUUGUGCCCGCAGAUCCUGAGAAUGGCCGCAAGGACGAUGGCUACAUCGACACCAUCAUUCACGAAGGAUAUGAUCACAUUGGGUACUUUACCCCACUUGACAGCGACAAGCCUAUCGUACUUACCAAGGGCGAGUGGGAGGUUGUCGAUGCACCGUCUCGUGUAGACUUGAAGAACAACUUGGUCUACUAUAUAUCCACGGAGAAGAGCUCUAUUGAGCGUCACGCCUAUGCAGUAUAUUUGAACGGCACUGGCAAAAGAGAAGUCAUCGCCGACAGCGGCUCCGCGUUCUACGAAGCAUCCUUUUCUACCGGUGGCUCCUACGCAUUAAUGAGCUACAAAGGUCCUAGCAUCCCAUGGCAGAAAAUCAUCAGCACACCAUCCAACAGCGAAAAAUUCGAGAAGAUUCUCGAAGAGAACAAGGCCCUGGAGCGCCUCGUACGCCAACACGAGCUCCCUAUUCUCAAGUACCAAACUAUCGAUGUUGACGGCUUCAAGCUCAACGUCCUGGAACGCCGUCCUCCGCACUUCAAUGAGAAGAAGAAGUAUCCAGUCUUGUUCUUCCAGUACUCUGGCCCGGGCUCCCAACAAGUGCAAAAGCAAUUCAAAGUAGACUUCCAAUCCUACAUUGCCGCCAGCCUCGGCUACAUCGUUGUUACAGUCGACGGGCGAGGCACAGGCUUCCUUGGUCGUAAGCUACGAUGCAUUACAAGAGGUAACAUUGGGUACUAUGAGGCGACUGAUCAGAUUGCUGCAGCAAAGAUAUGGGCGGGGAAGAAGUAUGUUGACAAGGAGAGAUUGGCGAUUUGGGGCUGGAGUUACGGGGGCUUCAACACGCUGAAGACACUCGAGCUUGAUGGUGGCGAGACGUUCAAGUAUGGUAUGGCUGUUGCGCCUGUAACAGAUUGGAGAUAUUAUGACUCCAUCUACACAGAACGCUACAUGCACACUCCGCAAAACAAUCCACAAGGAUACGACAACUCUUCCGUUAGCGACGUCCAGUCGAUGUCAAAGAACGUCCGCUUCCUCAUCAUGCAUGGCGUGGCAGAUGAUAACGUGCACAUGCAAAACACUCUUACCUUGCUCGAUCGCUUAGAUGUAGCGGGCGUCGAGAAUUACGAUGUUCAUGUUUUCCCCGACUCGGAUCAUAGUAUCUACUUCCACAACGCAAAUCGAAUCGUUUACGACAAGCUGAAAUGGUGGCUUGUCAACGCGUUUAAUGGUGAGUGGUUGAGGAUUGAAAAUGCGGUGCCGAAAGUACAGAUAGAAGGUCGGUCGAGAGUACGGUAG
This is a messenger RNA of Cucurbitaria berberidis CBS 394.84, 2730 nucleotides long. RefSeq names its product putative dipeptidyl-aminopeptidase B. The record is from RefSeq and is a predicted model, not a curated record. NCBI's taxonomy places the organism in Eukaryota, Fungi, Ascomycota, Dothideomycetes, Pleosporales, Cucurbitariaceae. The transcript is spliced from 3 exons. Gene Ontology annotation, biological process: proteolysis. Gene Ontology annotation, molecular function: dipeptidyl-peptidase activity; serine-type peptidase activity. Bases 1 to 2730 code for a protein of 909 amino acids.